CCGAGCGCAAAACACGUCAGCUGCUCGCCCAGUCGUCUCCGCGACGUCGUUGGGCGAACUGUAUCAGCGAAUUUUCCGCGUGUUUCCAUCGUGAUCCUCGUUUUCCCUGUUCGUUUCCUCGUUCCCCGGCCUCCCCGUGUCCCCGGGCCGUCAUCGUUUCGAUGACUUUCGCGUGAUCGGUACGCGACGCCCCUCCCACCGCCCCGUCUUUGUCUCGUGCCACCCUUGACGACCAGCUUCUCUUCUUCGCCUCCCCUCCAAGGCUCGCGGCCGAGCGCAGAGUGGAUUUUGUCGUUAGUGAUUUGUGCGAUCGUAACGAAUUACGCAAUUAAACGGUGCACACCACGACGCGGUGCAACGUAAUUCGCGCGCGCGAUAAGGACCGGCGCGAUGGCCGACACCUGCGAGGAUCCAGGAUCGCUCGCGGUCAGGCGGCCGCCGAUCAGCCAGGAACAACUAGCUUGAUCCUUGACACCGAUUGCGAAAUGGGGCUGGCAGAUGCCGAUCUGAGCAUGGGUGCAGGCGCAGCUGGGGGCUCGGUCCUCGGCCUGCCUGGAUCCGGCGUGGGUGGUGUGUUGUCACAGCACUGCGCGAUCUGCGGGGACCGAGCGACCGGGAAACACUAUGGCGCCGCUUCCUGCGACGGUUGCAAGGGAUUCUUCCGGCGGUCGGUCAGGAAAAAUCAUCUGUACGCCUGCAGGUUCAAUAGGAACUGCGUGGUAGACAAGGACAAGAGGAACCAGUGCAGAUACUGCAGAUUGCGGAAAUGCUUCAAAGCUGGCAUGAAGAAAGAAGCCGUGCAGAACGAGCGGGACCGAAUCAGCUGCAGGAGGCCUAGCUACGAGGAGCAGAGCAGCAACGGAAGCGGACUGUCCGUGGUGUCGCUUCUCCAAGCGGAAAUGCUCAGCAGACAAGUCGGCGCUGCUCUUGAGCUAGGCAGCCCGAGCAACGACAUCGAUCUCAGCACGAAGCAGAUCGCGAACAUAAACGACGUCUGCGACAGCAUGAAGCAGCAGCUGUUGAUCCUGGUCGAGUGGGCCAAGUAUAUACCAGCGUUCAGCGAGCUGACCCUCGACGACCAGGUCGCCUUGCUCAGGGCACACGCCGGCGAACAUCUUCUGCUCGGCGUGGCCAGGCGUAGCAUGCAGCUCAAGGAUGUCCUGCUGCUGGGCAACAACUGCAUCAUCACGAAAAAUUGUCCUGUCAUAUCUUUGUCCGCAGAAGGUCGCAAUCAGGACCUGGACAUGAGCAAGGUCGGCGUCAGGGUGAUGGACGAGCUGGUGAAACCGUUGAACGAGGUGCAGAUCGACGACACCGAAUUCGCCUGUCUCAAGGCCAUCGUCUUCUUUGACCCUAAUGCAAAGGGCUUAAGUGAACCACAGCGAAUCAAACAGCUACGCUACCAGAUUCAGAUCAACCUAGAGGACUAUAUCAGUGACAGACAGUACGACAGUCGUGGUCGGUUCGGGGAGAUCCUUCUGACUUUGCCAGCUCUCCAGUCCAUUUCCUGGCAGAUGAUAGAACAAAUCCAGUUUGUACGACUGUUUGGGGUCGCGCACAUCGACAACCUGCUGCAGGAGAUGCUUCUAGGUGGCGCCACGGCUGAAGAAAAUGGCACUGUAACACCAAUUCCGAUCUCAAACGCUCCAGGCAGUUAUGUGAGCAGCAACGAAAGCCCUAGCAGUCCGCUGACGCCUGCCAAUGCCCCUCCGUUAAGUCCCCAAGACCACAUGCUAGCUGGGGGAAGUCCCGUGAUGAUACUAAGGGACCUGACACCUAUUCAGAAUCAAGAAGACGUGACCAGUGUCUCUGGAUUCAGGAUGUUCAAGCAGGAACCCAGUCUCGAAAGUGAAUCAACGUUUUAAGGGAUUCCCAGGGGAACCGAACGCAGUUGGCAGAUUCUAUAGAAUGAAAGUGAAUUGUUCUUGACUAUUGCUGAAACUGACUUGACCAUUGCACCGAUUUGGAGUACUUAUGACGGAGAUUCGGAAUUUGUUGGCAGAGAACGGGGACGCUGUAAUAUCCUUCUAUGGCUCGAGCCGUCGUAAUUUGUUUCUAUGUUGAACAUUUAAGUGUUCGCCAAAAUAUUGUGAUAGAUGGAAUCACAUUUGAAAAUGUCUGGAAACUGUUGAUAAAGAUUUCAUCGUCGUGGACAGUGAAGAAUGCUUGAAUAUACUUGGUGCGAUAUUAGAACGUGUAAUUCAUCAUUCACAAAUGUCGAAUAGAUUUUACAAUAUUUUAAGGGCAUUGAAAGGUUGCGAUGCGCAACAUAUUCGAGAAUAUUUCGUAAUGAAAUUUCGAAGCACUAGAGUUUUGGAGCACCUGGCUGAACGUCGUAAUUUUCAAGGGUUAAGUGGAGUUCUGUAGAAGCCCAAAACAAGGAGUUGAUUUUCCGAACUCUUACAGAAUGUUAUCUUUUGAAACAGCUGUUGGUUGCCAAGGAAAGCCACUCUUUGAUAUAAGUGAAUUGAAUUUUUUGAAAUGUUGUGAUUUUGGAAAGAAAUAUUAUUUCCACCUAAGUGACAAUUUUGAUAUACAGGUUUUCCUUAAUGUAACACUCAUGUUCCACAGGGUUGAGAGUACAGAUUACAAUUUUUUUUUAUAAUUCACGAUAAAAUAGUUUUUAUAUUUCAUAAUAAAACUCGAAAUAAUCAGAUAAAUAUUAAUUGGCUGCUCCAGGACAAUUCCCUUGAUGUGCAUCAGAGAGAAAGUUAUUUUUCUUAAUACAAAAUAGUGGAGAUAAUUAAACGUUAUAGUAGGGAUAAUCCAC
This is a messenger RNA of Nomia melanderi (Alkali bee), 2770 nucleotides long. NCBI's taxonomy places the organism in Eukaryota, Metazoa, Arthropoda, Insecta, Hymenoptera, Halictidae. The record is from RefSeq and is a predicted model, not a curated record.